UGUUUCCCAUUUAAACAAACACCGUCCUGCCGAAGAUGGCGGAGAGUUUGUAGAGGCGUUAAAAAGAAACUGCUCUGCUCUAUGAAAGCGUCGACGCCGGAGAUGUUAAGACAUUGAAGAGACACUAGACCCUGAAUGGAGCUUGACUGGGGCUUGUACUGGCCGAGGUGCUGAUAUGUGAUGAAGAUGAGUAGUGUAGGAGACAACUCGUUGGAGCCGCUGUGCUCUGACCGCAAACGUAAACUGUCCACCUGUGACACACCAGGUUUAGGGUGUGACAAGCGUCGAAGGGAACAGGAGAGCAAGUACAUCGAGGAGCUGGCUGAGCUCAUCUCUGCCAACCUCUCCAACAUCGACAGCUUCAACGUCAAGCCUGACAAAUGUGCCAUCCUGAAGGAGACCGUGAGGCAGAUCAGACAAAUCAAAGAGCAAGGAAAAAGUUCUUGCAGUGAUGACGAUGUCCAGAAGGCAGAUGUGUCAUCCACUGGUCAAGGGGUCAUUGACAAGGACCAUCUGGGGCCACUACUCCUACAGGCUUUGGAUGGCUUUCUAUUUGUGGUGAACCGAGAGGGCAACAUAAUAUUUGUGUCAGACAAUGUGACCCAGUAUCUGCAGUACAAGCAGGAGGAGCUGAUCAACACCAGUGUUUAUAACAUCAUCCACGAUGAGGACCGGGAGGAGUUUCACAAGAAUCUUCCCAAGUCCAACGCACCAAACGGAGCAUCAUGGGGUGGAGAGGUAGCCCGGCAGAAGAGUCACACCUUUAACUGUCGUAUGCUGGUGAACUUUGUUCAUGGUCAGAGUCAUGGGUUGUCAGAUGAGAGACCUGGAGGCCAACGCUAUGAGACCAUGCAGUGUUUUGCCCUCACUCAGCCCCGGGCUAUGAUGGAGGAAGGAGAAGAUUUGCAGUCUUGUAUGAUUUGUGUGGCACGACGCAUCACAGCAGUAGAGAGAACAGAAAGGUUUAGCACUCGUCAUGAACUGUCUGGUAAGCUGAUUGAAAUCGAACACCAGAGCUCUCUUCACACCACUAUGCGCCCAGGUUGGGAGGACCUGGUGAGACGUUGCAUGCAGAUGUUCCUCCAACACAGCGAGGGCCAACCGUGGUCCUACAAACGUCACUAUCAAGAAGCUUUCCAUAAUGGCCACGCAGAGACCCCACUCUACCGCUUCUCACUCUCUGAUGGCACCCCAGUCACAGCCCAGACUAGGAGUGACCUCUGCAGGAAUCCCAACACCAAUGAGCCCCACUCUUUCUUGUCCACACACCUGCUACAAAGAGAGCAAAAUGGUUAUCGUGGAAAUCAAGGCGGAGGCAUGAGGCCUCAAAGCAUGGGUGUGAACAACACCAACCAACAGAUGAACAUGGGCCCAGGAGGAGGCAUGGGCAUGAACAGGGGCUAUGGCAUGGCCGACCAGGGCAACAUGCCACACAGAGGAAUGCCUCCAUAUGCUGGGGGCAACCGCAUAAAUCCUAUGAAUCAGAUAAAUCCCAUGCAUCAGGUGAACAACGUGGGUCAAAUGAAUUCCAUGCAUCCAAUGAACUCGAUGAACCAAAUGGGGCCCAUGAAUCAAAUGGGCCACCAUGGCAUGCACCAGCAGCAGCAGCAGCACCAGCAGCAGCAGCACCAGCAGCAGCAGCACCAGCAGCAGCAGCAGCAGCAGCAGCACCAACAUCAGCACCAACAUCAACAGAUGAGUCAGUUCCAUGGAGGAGGAGGUGGACCUGGAGGCGGAGGGUACGGCAUGGGAAUGACCAGCCCCCCUCAGGCCAGUCCAGGGAUUAACGGCCCCCCGCACAAUGUCAUGGGCUCGCCCAGAGUCCGAGGAAGCCCCAAGAUGGCCGCUAGCCCCUUCUCUCCUGGUGGUAUGAACUCUCCCAUGAGCUCCAGUCACCCUGGUAACUCUGGAGGGGGAGGGGUAGGCACCACCUUCUCCAGCAGCUCCUUGAAUGCCCUCCAAGCCAUUAGUGAGGGAGUGGGCAAUCCGAUGCCCUCCCCACUCACCUCUCCUCCCCCUCAAAAACCUGACAGCUCCCCAAGCAUCAACUCCACCAACCAGUCAGCAGGUGGACCAUGUAAACCUGGCCUCCCAGCCUACUCUGACUCUAAGAGCCCAGGCAGCUCACUGGGGGCUGGAGUAGAGCAGCAGUCGCAGCAGCAUCCACACACCCCCACCAGCGAGGGCCCUCCUGACAAGCCAGACAGCCAGGUCAGCCGAGAGAUGGGUCCGGCCGGGGGAGAGACCAGUCGACGGGUCCCUGACAGCAGAUGUCACAAGAAACUUCUGCAGCUCCUCACUUCCCCAACAGAUGAGUUGGUGCCACCUAAUCACUCAUCAGGCUCUGGACCCACCUCCUCGCCUGAGACCAAAGAUGGAACAGCAGGCGUCACCAGCCCCUCCUCAUCAGGAGUGUCCUCCUCUACAGGCGGAAAUCAUGGCGCCGUGUCCUCCUCUGGUGGCACAGGACAUUUAUCAAGUCAGUCGCUGCAGGAAAAGCACAAGAUCCUCCACAAGCUCCUCCAGAAUGGGAACACUCCUGAUGAUGUGGCUCGCAUCACAGCCGAGGCCACCGGGAAGAGCAGCUUGGAUUCAGAGCCUGGGCCUGCUGCCCCUGGAGGAGUUAGGGGGUCAGAACCAAAACAGGAGCAGCACAGCCCUAAAAAGGAGAAGCCUCACGCACUCCUUCACUACCUCCUCAAUAAAGACGACUCAAAAGAAAGUGGAGAUAUCAAGCCAAAGCUGGAGGAGCUGGAGGCGAGAGGACCUCAGGGGGCAGGGGUCACCAGCUCUGAUCCCCACUGCAUGGAGGGAAAGGUCAAAUUGGAGCCAACUGAUGAGGCGGAAACUCUGGAGACCAUCCUCGGUGUCCCAAGGAACAACUCUGGCUUCUAUCCUGAACCAGACUCCAGAGUAGGGAAGGAAGUGGGAAACAAACAAGGAAAUAUUCCUGACAGUUUACAUGAUGGGGAGAAAGGCCCCAUACCUCCAGGUCAGCGUGGUGUCUAUCAAAGAGCUUUGUCGAUGGAUGCCAAGCCCAUGGGUGCAGAGGGAGCAGUAGGAGGCGGGCUAGCUAUGAGAAGGAACGUCCCCUGUCCCACAUUGGUCAAACAGGAGAAUGUGGAUGCUCCAAUCCGACCUGGGGGUGUUCCCAAUGGCUUUCCUGGAGGCAUGGGUGUGUGUCCACCACGGGGAAAUCUAAGAGCAAUGGGCAGAGGUAUGGGAAUGCCCCAACGCCCUCCCAUGGCAGGGCCAGGGGAGUGGGGGAUGCAAAGGUCUAGCGUCAGCCCUGCAAUCGGACCAGGACAUCCGGGCAUGGGUCGCUCUGGACCAAUGGGAGGACCCAUGAUCAACCGCUCCAACAGUGUACCUGGUAACACCAGGUCCAUGCUGCAGCAGCAGCUCAUGGAUAUGGGUACCAAUGAAGCCAAUAUGAGCAUGAGCCCAUUUCGUGGACAUGGUCCUCCACCUCGGUCCCCCUCCUGGCCAGACUCUGCUAUGGUAAUGGACCGACCACAGAGUAAAACAAACAGGGACCAGUUUGCGCACCCCCUGGAGGAGUUGCUGGGGCCCCUGACCAACAGCGAAGGCCCAAGUGAUGAGCGAACACUUCUGGACCAGCUAGACUCUCUACUCAACACGGCCGAUGUCAGUGCUCUGCAGGAAAUAGACCGAGCCCUUGGCAUCCCUGAAAUAGUUGGCCAGAACCAGGGACCUGAAGGUCACCCGCAGGAUCCAGGUCGGGGUCCAGUUCGGGUUCGGGGUCAGUGCCCACCAUCAGAGCCUUUCCCAGUGCCGGAGUCUUCCAUAGGCAUGGACAAAAAACCCAUGUAUGGGCAGGGCUACCCUGGCACCCCAGGCACCCCCUCCGUGGGCAUGCAAGCUGGUUACAGCGGCAACACAAUGCAAGGCCAGUCUCCUGCAGGCUUCAACCCUAUGAUGAAUCAGAUGGGCCAAACAGGGAGCUUCCCAGGCAUGGGGGGUAUGGGCAACCCCCGUGCAAACAUGAUGAGACCUCGCAUGAUGGCCACCAAGCCUCUCCGACUCCAGCUACAGCAGAGGCUGCAAGGGCAGCAGUUUAUGAACCAGACCCGACAAGGCAUGAAGAUGGAAAAUGCACCCGGAGGAAAUCCUGCCAUGCGUCCUGGCAUGCAACCUGCCAUGCGUCCUGGCAUGCAACCUGCCAUGCAGCCUGCCAUGCAGCCUGCCAUGCAACCAGGCAUGCAGCCUGGCAUGCAACCCGUUAUGCAGCCUGCCAUGCAACCCGGCAUGCAACCCGGCAUGCAGCCCGGCAUGCAACCUGCCAUGCAACCUGGCAUGCAGCCUGGCAUGCAGGCUGCAGGCAUGGGUGGUCAGCCUGGUUUCCUAAACGCUCAGAUGAUGGCUCAGCGCAGCAGAGAGAUGAUGACCAUGCAGAUGAGGAGGCAGAGGAUGAUGAUGCUGAUGCAGCAACAGCAAAAACAACAACAGCAACAGCAGCAGCAGCAGGGAGCAGCAGCAGGCUUCAGCCCUCCUCCGAAUGUCACCGCACCAGGAGGCAUGGACAACCCCAUGGGAGGACCCCCCUUAAACCAACCUGGACAGCAUGGCUUCAACUAUGGAAGCAACUAUGGGAUGAACCAGCAGGGGGAUCCAUCUUUUAUGCCUCCAGGCAGCAGCCCACCAGGAAACUUGAUGCAAGGACGAAUGGGGGGCCCUCCUCAGAACACCAUGACGCCAGGGAUGCAGGGAAACCCACAGGGAGGACCCAUGUACCCAUCUGGCGACAUGAAGGGCUGGCCACAGGGCGGCAUGCCUCGCAACAACUCCUACUCGCAGCAACAAUUCCCCCAGCAAGGCAACCAGGGCCAGUUUGGACCCAUGAUGAUGAACAACUCAAUGGCUGGACCUGGGCAGGUCAGCGGGGCUGUUGCAGGACAGAUAGGACAGAUGCCGGGCCAAAUGCCGGGCCAGAUGCAGGGCCAGAUGCAGGGCCAGAUGUGUGUGGAGAGGCUCAUGUGA
Molecule: messenger RNA, 5001 nt
Organism: Paralichthys olivaceus (Japanese flounder)
Lineage: Eukaryota; Metazoa; Chordata; Actinopteri; Pleuronectiformes; Paralichthyidae
Source: RefSeq, a predicted model, not a curated record